Molecule: messenger RNA, 1377 nt
Organism: Lepidothrix coronata (blue-crowned manakin)
Lineage: Eukaryota; Metazoa; Chordata; Aves; Passeriformes; Pipridae
Product: sphingomyelin phosphodiesterase 5-like
Exons: 2
Biological process (GO): sphingomyelin metabolic process
Cellular component (GO): cytoplasm
Molecular function (GO): sphingomyelin phosphodiesterase activity
Source: RefSeq, a predicted model, not a curated record
AUGCCGUGGCCGCCCCCCCCGCGGCUGCCGGAGUCCCCCUUCCCCAACCCGGCGCUGGCCGCGCUGGCCGCGGUGGCCGGGGGGCUGCUGGCCCCGGCUUGGUGGGCGCUGGACCGGCUGCUGGCCCUGCGUCCCACCACGGCGCAGCGGGCGCGGUGGCGUCGCGCCCCGGGCGGGCGCUUUUGGGGAGUGGGCGCCCGGGUGCUGGCGGGGCUGGCGCUGGUGCCGGCGCUGCUGCUGUCGCUGCCCCUGGGCGCGCUGGGCCUGCUGCUGUGGCUCCCGGCCCAGGCCGCCCGCCGGCCCCUGGUGCUCCAGCACGCGGCCGGCACCGCGCCCGCGCCGCCCUGGGACCCGCGGAGCCGCCGCUCCUUCACCUUCCUCAGCGCCAACCUGUGCCUGCUGCCCAGCGGCCUGGCCCGCUUCAGCAACCUGGGCCGCACGCGGCAACGCGCCCGGCGCAUCGCCCGGCUCCUCGCGCCCGGGGCGCCGGAGGAACCUUCCGGAGACCGCGACGGGCUGCUGGGGCCGCGGCGCGGGGAGGCCGGAGGCUACGGGGGCACGGCGUGGCUGCGGCGCGGGCCCGGCACCGAGGCGGCGCGGGAGGUGCCGGCGGAGGAUCCGGUGAUGGCGGCCCAUCCAGCGUCGGGGCUGGAGAUGCCGGAGGCCAAUCCGUCACCCGUGGCCAACCCAGUGCCGAUGACCAACACGAUGCCAUGGCUGGAGAUGGCGGCGGCCAACCCAUCACCGACGGCCAACCCAUCACCGACGGCCAACCCGUCACCGAUGGCCAACCCGUCACCGAUGGCCAACCGAUCACCGACGGCCAACCCAUCACCGAUGACCAAUCCAUCACCGGCAGACGACUCGGUACCAACGCUGGUGGUGCCGCCGUCCAGCCCAACGCCGGGACCUGCCCCGCCCGCAGCGUCCACCCCGGUCCCGGGGAUGCCGACGUCGGUCCCGGGGAUGCCGACGUCGGCCCCGGCGCCGUCGGUGCUCUCGGACCACAUCCCGCCGGACGCGGACUUCGUGUGCCUGCAGGAGGUGUUCGACGGCGCCGCGGCCGCGCUCCUGCGCCGGCGCCUGGGCCGCAGGUUCCCCUUCGUGCUGUGGGGGGUGGGCCCGGGGGGGCUGCGGCGGCGGCGGCUGCGGGUGCUGGGCAGCGGGCUCGUCCUGGGCAGCCGCUUCCCGCUGCUGGCCGCCCGCUUCCACCCCUUCCCCAACGGCGCCCGCGAGGACGCGCUGGCCAACAAGGGGCUGCUGGUGGCCCAGGUGCUGUUGGGGUCGGCGCGGGGGCGGCGCCUCGUGGGGUUCAUCGGCUGCACCCACCUGCAGGCGCCGGCGUGUGAGUGGGGGGACAUCGGGGGGGGGCCUGGG